Molecule: messenger RNA, 1254 nt
Organism: Linum trigynum
Lineage: Eukaryota; Viridiplantae; Streptophyta; Magnoliopsida; Malpighiales; Linaceae
Source: the annotation of a GenBank genome assembly
GAACACCUUAAUGCGUCUGUGAACUCGAUGCAGUGGAUCAAAACCGUGAACACCUAACGCGUCCUUGAACUCGAUGCAGUGGAUCAAAACACACCGCUUCACUUCUAGGGUUCACGGUCAAUGGCUCAAGUUCACGGUCUUAGAGACCGUGAACUCCCUUGGCGUCGGUAACCUCUGAAACCUUGUUGGAUGCUUCGUUGUUCACAGUUUGAGGUUCCAGUUCAUGGUCUUGGGAGACCCUGAACUACGGCUGCUUCAUGGACAUUUUUUUUCACUUUUUGGCACUUUUCGACCUCCAAUCGAUCCAAAACUCGUCAUUGACCUUCCCACACGUUCUACGACCUGAAAUGUAUCAAAACAAGCCCAACCUAGCGUGAUAGGUCGAGGGACGAUGAAAUGCAAAGCCAAACUAUCAAGAUAUGAGGGAUAAAAUGUGUACAAUUGGACCCGAAUCAGCGCCACUGGACAAGAAUCUCAACCGCACUCUCCGACUCUUGGCUCGUGAAUGGGAACUUGUGGAAGCAAGAAGAAGGAUAGAGGAGAGGGGACAACCACAAUUUGGUCAUGAAGUUGAAGGUGUUGCAGUUGAGGAAGAAUUUGAAUCCAAAGAGGAAGGAAGUGAAGCCGAGAUGGUGGCUAAUCAAGAAGCUCAAGCGGAAGUUGCGGAGCAACCGAGGACCAUGGGCUAUUACAUGGCUCCACGGGCAGCGUAUACCAACCUACCAUUUUAGAUCCACCCAUGGCCGUCAACAAUUUUGAGAUCAAGCCCGACCACGUCACAAUGAUCCAAAACAAUGUGUGAUUCGGGCCCAAUUGUACACAUUUUACCCCUCAUUUCUUGAUAGUUUGACUUUGCAUUUCAUCAUCUCUCGACCUAUUUUACGCUAGGUUGUGUUUUUUUUUUUGUUACAUUUCAGGUUCUAGCACAUGCGAAAAGAUCGAGGACGAGUUUUGGGUCGAUUGGAGGUCGAAAAGCGCGAGAAAGUGAAGAAAAGUCCAAAGACAGUUGCAUCGUGACCGUGAAGCACCAAAGUUCCAGAACAGUUUGCACAUCUCUCUGGAGCCCAACCAGUUCACGGUCACAAGACUGAGAACUCCAACCCCAGACCGUGAAGUGACUUAGUGAAACGAUGCGAAUCUGCUCUACUGAACGGUCCAGGACGAAUGUUCACGACCGUGAACUAGGACCGUCAACAGGCGGAAGAAGGAGAUUGGGCUUGUCCUAAACUAGAGGAGUAAAGAUUCUUACCUCUC